This is a messenger RNA of Monomorium pharaonis (pharaoh ant), 7289 nucleotides long. RefSeq lists its product as uncharacterized. The record is from RefSeq and is a predicted model, not a curated record. The transcript is spliced from 8 exons. NCBI's taxonomy places the organism in Eukaryota, Metazoa, Arthropoda, Insecta, Hymenoptera, Formicidae. Gene Ontology annotation, molecular function: monocarboxylic acid transmembrane transporter activity. Gene Ontology annotation, biological process: transmembrane transport. Bases 1850 to 4933 code for a protein of 1027 amino acids.
CUGAUCGAUUAUUCGCGAGAGGACGUGCAUUUUCCUAAUUGUUAUAAAUAUUUUUUAAAUUAAUUUUUAUCGUUUGAAGCCGUAAAACCGCUACGUCCUCGUCUUCGGCUCUGGGUGCGGCAAAAAGCGGUAAUGUACUUUACAAAAAAAAUCGCUGCAUUAUUCUGGUAAUCAACUAUGUUUUGCAAAAAUGAAUUUCUCAUAUACGGUUAAUUAAGUCGUUCUAAACUUCAAAAAAUAUUUUCGUAGAAGUUUGAAGACAGCAUUCCUUGUAUUUAUCUGACUAACGUAAUUAAAAAUUUUUAAAACCAUUAAGCAAUUAAUAACGAUCGCGAAUGAAAAUCUCAUAACCAGGGAAUUUUUAACGUUUGAUUGAAUGGUGUCCCCUGAAAACGCCUAUAUGACGUUCGGCCCUGGCCGCUCGGCGUUUGGCUGCUAGCUUCAGCUACAUUAGAUAUGUACACAAAUAAUACAAUUUAUUACGGUUCAAGAUAAAUAUCGGAAUCAUUUUGACAAAUCCAGUGCGUAACACACACAGUUACAUAGAUCAAUACAAAAGACAAAUAAGAGCAAACACCUACAUUCUUGAUAAACAAUGACGGAAUCAAUCGGCGUAAGAGGCGAAUCGAAAAAGAUAAAAGAAAGACGUGAAAGACCCGUCAUUGAGAAAAGGAGGACUACUAUAUUUGCGUUUGUAAGAACUAGAAAAGAAGAACCAUUGGCAGGACGUAUCUACAGCGGUUGAUCUACGCAUAGCGUUACACACAGUAUGGGAGGGAAAGUGGAGUAGCGUAGAAUCAGAUCCGAGAUGGAACACGCAAGGGCAGAGGCGGGAGAAAGAAGGAACGACGACCGCGGACCGUGAUGGCUCCACUUCUGAAGCGGAGAGACGCGCCGCCCGCCGGUCACAGCAGCCGCAGCCGGCGCAGAGAGACGGCACUCGCGCGCCGAGUUGAACGCUCAGUUCGCGCGCUGAGCGUGUCGCGCCCGGUCGUAGUGUUAUACAAUAUUCCGCCACCAUAUCCCAAGAGAGGCCUCACUCGGCUCUACUUAAUCGCAAUUGUUACGAGGACGCACCCCGAGACAUUUUCCACCUUCAAGAUUGGCUUCGAGAGAGAAAGAGAGAGAGAGAUGACUUUCGCGAAAGUUUCACGACCGACACAAUCGCGGUUCGUUGUAGCGCAUCCUUCGUCUGAAAAGUUUAUUUUAUCUUCAGAAGCAAUUCUCCAAAGUUCUACGGGGGUUUUCAAUUAAAUGAUGAUGACUGCUAGACGAGAAAAUUAUGACUGUAUUUCGGAAAACUUUGUUGUUUUCAAUUGCAAGAACUCAUGACUAAUACACGGGUGGCGUUAGUUAUAAACAAAAAAAUUCAUUUUAAAACUAGAUCAAACUUUUUUCUUGGCUACAUAUUAAUACUGCAAUCUUUGUCAUUAAUAAAAACAAUGGUAGAUUCCAAAUUAUACAUACAAAAAAGUAAUUAUUUUUUAAAAACUAUGUAACUAUUAUAUAUAAUACAAAUAUUAAUAAAUUUGUUUUUUAUUUAUUAAAAAAUGGAUUGUCUGUGCUAAAAAUAACAAUAACAUUAUAAAAUAAACUAAUAAGGGAUUUGAAUUAUUCGUUUGUACGCCUAGAAUAAUGCAUCAAGAAUUUCGUCGUGAUUUAAUCUUUCGUUUCGAUCGCAAAAUUCCAAUAUCGGAACAAACAUUCUCCAAAUCUUGAAUCUCUAAUCAUGGAAGAGACAGAAGAAGAGAAGCGCCAACGACGACGAGGACGAUGAAAAUGAUGAGGACGAUAACGAAGACAAGAAGCCACGUGACACCGUGAAGUUAGAGAAAGGGAAAUCCGAAUAAUGGCAGCCUCCCGCGUAGAUUCUGAAGUUGGAGAAUAUCAACUAACGUCUGCGACAGCUGCGGUAUUAUCGAACUCACCGGACGAAGCUCGCGCAAUCGUCAAAUCUUGGACUGACUAUAAUCAUCGCGUCAAAUAUAUCGAAGAGUCGCUCAGCCAAUCAAAAUUUCACGAUCAUCCAGCAAAGCAUUCAAAUAAUGGCAAUGGCGUUCCUGGAAAUCAUUAUGUACGAAAUAACGAAGAACGGCCGGAGCAAGAAGAAGAGUCCAUUUCCGAAAAUGAAAUUCAUAUUGCCAACAGAUUGGAUGUUAACGAGGACAACGAUCGUAAGUUAAUUAUGUGUCAGGAAAAUAACGAGAGAUUUAGCGAUUCGAAAGAUAAGCUGGAAGUUACAUGCACGAAUUCCCUAAACAAUGAAAUCCAGGAGACACAGGAAAUAUUUGAUAAACGUAAUCAAAUGAGCGAAACCGUCUUCGAAGAUGAAUCCAACGAGCAGCAGACGCACGCAGCUAGGGAAAUAAAAAUCGUAACUGCACCGACGAACAAUUGCAUAAACAAUCCAUCCGAAUCAGCAUACCGUUUCCAGGGUGUCGAUAAAACGAUCGGAUCGAACAAGUGUGAGCGCACGGGGGAUAUCGAGAACCGUAAAAAUGACUGCGACGAAGACGGGAUGGAAAUCAGUUCGCCGCGGAGUCGCGCGUAUCCUCACGGGAACAAUGUCAUAGUGUCCGCCGCGACGUCGAGCACAGGCGCAUUUCGAGAGGCUCUUCGGGGAGGUGAAGCGUCUCGUAGGGUCGUUCACUCCCUCGCUCGGAAAGACAGUCGCGCCCCCGGAAAAACGCGACGGUCCGCGAUCGCGGGGAAUCCCAUUGGCGAUCGGGAAGAGUCGAGGGAUCAGGAAAUAUAUCUCGAGGACACGAGAAGUAGCAGCGCGAGAAAAUGCGAAAACUGCGGGGAGCCGCACUACCCUCACAGUCGAUUCUCGCGUCUGCAGGGGAAGUAUUCGGACUACUUGAACCGCGAGACAGCGAAUCGAGACCAAGCGGCCAAGUUCGCCGUCGAUCAGGCGACCGAUGUCGCGAGGCUGACGGCGCCGAUCGCCGCCACGGCCGCACUCCGUCGCAGUCGAUCGCUACCGCGAUUGUCGAUCCACGACAGCGGAGUCGCUUGCAGCGGCGAUCAUGCACCGGCGGCGCCGGACCAGAUGCACGCGGCACCUCGCCAGUUGGUCGCGGAUCUCAGACAACUGCUCACAUUGAGGCAGCACUACUACCCGGAGAGCGGUUGGGGCUGGGUGGUUAUCCUCGUGGGUUUACUGGUACAAAUUUUAUCGCACGGCACGCACGGUGCCGUCGGCGUCUUUCUUCAGCAGGUAGAGAUCAGGUUCGGUCCCCACGUGCACCUACAGGCAGGAUGGCUCGGAGCAAUGUCGACGGGUGUCGCUUUGCUCGUGUCGCCAAUUACAAUAGCAUUUUGUCGAAAAAAAAGUACGAGAGUAACGGCAGUUUUAGGCGGCCUCGUUACCGCUCUUGGUUGUCUCUUCACUUCCUUUGCCACCCAAUUUCAUCAAUUGUUCUUCAGCUACGGCACCGUAGUCGGAAUUGGAGUUGGAAUGACGCGAGACUGCAGCACACUAAUGGUGGCUCAAUAUUUCAAAAGGAAGAGGGAAUUGGUUGAAAUUUUUAUCGUCUCAGGAAGCGGCUUGGGUAUAGCAGUCAUGUCUGCUUUUAUAAAAGGAGCAAUUACUAAAAUUGGAUGGCGACUUGGUCUUCAAGCUGUAACGGGUGUAGUCUUCCUCACCUUUAUUCUCGGCACUUUUUACCGUAGCGCUUCGUUAUAUCAUCCUCAACGAAGAGCAAUCUUACACUUAAAGAAUCAAAAGCGCAAAAUAAAAGAUAAAAAUAAAGCUGACAAACCACCAUUCUUUGAUUUUAGCACUUUAAAAAGUAAAACAGUGCGGAUUCUUUUGAUAUCUACUGGUAUUUCGGCAUUUGGAAUCAAUACGCCAAUAUUUUAUCUGGCGCAUCAAGCGGAAGAAGAGGGUCUCGGUGAUACUGUUAUCUUGCUGCAGACUUAUCUCGGACUAGCUUGGACUCUUGGUUGUGUAGCUUUUGGGCUUCUGGUUGUUCAUCGCAGUGUUGAAUGCAGGAUAGCCCGCCAGUAUCUUACACAAGCAGCCGUUUUUGUGUGCGGACUCUGUAUUCUCGCUCUUACCGCUGUUCAAGGAAAUUAUCAUGGUUACGUUAUGUUCGCGUGGAUUUAUGGCAUCUUUUGCGGCGGCUAUCAUUACAGUCUGAAAAUGUAUACGUACGAAAGAGUGCGAGCGCGGAACUUUGCUAAAACGUGGGGUUUCGUUCAAUGCUCUCAAGCGAUACCUAUUGCAAUCGGAGUACCAAUAUCAGGGUACAUAAAUGUGGGUUGCGGCGGUAAGGCUGGCUACUACUUCAGCUCGACAUGUGUCCUGGUUGGAAGUUUCACGCUCUUCUUCAUCGAUUUGCAUAGAAGAAAUUUAUCGCGACAUAAACAUACCAAAACUAAUGGUACCAAACACACAUGCUCUUCGGACAAUUGUCCUCAACGGCGAAGAAUGUCGUUCAGUCAAGAACCUAAAAACGAGGGUGCUCAUAUGGCCGCGGCUGGAGCGGCUGGAACGACGGCUGCGGCACUCGUUCUGGGAGCCGAUAUUGCUCCAGCACAAGGUGAAGGAAUAGACGUCUUAGGAACAGAUAAACCGGAGCUCACGUGCAUCUCAGAGGAAGGUAUCGCUGAUAUGGAUUUACCUGACAAUUUAUUGGAGGAGUUCGAUUACAUAGGUGAUUGUAUAACUUCAUGCAACAAGGUCGAAAACUACCUUAUGCUCUCGGAAUUUGAGAAUAAUCUGAUUGCUGAGAUGCCGAUUAUUAUGGAUCGUCGUGGACGCAGAUGGUCCGUGGGGAGAUCCAAGACAAGUCAAUCCAAUUGUGGUCAAACUAGCGGCGUGCAAUCGACAACUAGUGAAGAAGAAGUCAAGUCGAAAUGGCGUUUCACGAAUGUACCACCAAACGCUAACAGAAUGAUCACCGUUAUCGACGAAGCCAGUGCAUAAUUCCGAACACGAAUAAUGGAACGUCAUUAACCCUAAACUUGGCAGAUUAAAAUAGUAACUAUGUAUGUACAAGUAAAAAAUAUAAAAAAUAUAUAUAAUGGAGUAAUAUGCAAUAUAGAACUUUUAGCAUAUUUUUCAUCUAAUUUGUCUUGAAUACAAUAUGAAAAUUAAUAUUAUUACAAAAAAACGUACAUAUAGUACAUUUAAACAGAGCUUGAAAAUUUUAAAACAUUUCAACUAUAAGCACAAAAUAUUAUGAUUGUAAAUCAUGCAGAACAAAAAUGUACCUUUGUUAGAUGCAUUGCCAAGUAUAAGGUUGAAGAAAAUCCAUUCCUAAUGCGUUAAAUUUUAAAUGUCGGAUAUUUAAAAAAGCAAGGUGUUUAUGGGCGUUCAAGAAAAAUGAAAUUUAAACGCAUUUAUAUGUUAGACUUAUUAAAUGUCAAAUUUUUUAGUUAGACAUGCAUACUCUCUAUUCAACUUAUAGACAAUAUAGACUAAUCAAAGAGAAAAAUUAUGGAAAGUUAAAGAAAGAUCAACGAGAUACGAAAUACUGACUGAAUUAUUCCGACCAUUAAUAUUUAAACUAAGUAAUAUUUAAAUGUAAGUUAUUAGAAUAUUAUAUUCUCAUUUGUUUAUCCACCUAUUUAAGUAAGAGUUAUGUUAGUUACUAAUGACAAAUAGUGAUAUGUUAAUUUGUACAACUUAAAACAGUUUGCUGAAAACAUAAUCCGAUAACACGGAUCAUUUAAUUUGCAAUGGACAAUAACAUCGACUCUCAACGAGAAAUCACGGAAAUACUCCGUCCACAAAAACCAACAUUAGCGUAUUUAUUUGAACUAUCUGUCAUUGAUUGUCUGAGAUAAAAAACUAAUCUAUCGUUAUUAUUAAGUUAUUAAUGGCACUAUGCCUUCGAAAAAUAAAAAGUCUACUAAUUACGAAUAAAAUGGUAAUCUCAGACUCCUUUGGUACAAAUAUUGCGAUUUAUAAUCAUUAUUAUCAAUUGAUAAAGGAGCUGAAAAUGCAAUCAUAACAUCAGCCUUCUAAAUCAAUUCCGAUAAUUCAAAAAUUUGAUAACUUGACAUUUAUUAAUUUAACAAUUUUUUAACUUAUAUAAUUUUUAUAUACUUUAAGUAUGUAUAUUUUUCUAACAAUUUUAGCUCAUUUAAUUUGUUUAAUAAAAAAUCUAAUAUAAAAAAUAAAAAUAAAUAUUUUAUCAGGGUUCUUAUUAAAUCAUUCAGAACUGAAUUGUCAAUUUUUAUAAACGAUCAAAAUAUGUACCUUUGAUUGCAAUUUUAAAAAUAAAUCAGAACUGACUGUGCAAAUAAAUGAAGAACAGCUUGUAUGUAGACACGCUAAUUUAAGAUUUGAAAACUAGUCCGAUCGCAUUUGAAACAAAAUGCGUCAUAAAGAUAAAUACAAAGUACAUAUAUAUGUAUACGUAAGUAUUGUUUACGAUAUUCUCUUUUUUUAAGAUUCCUAUGAGAUACGGCGUUCGACUCCAGAUUGUCAUAUGCUCAUCUACUUAUUUAUCAAAUUCUUUAUAAAUAUAUAUGUAAAUAAUUAAUUAAUAACAUGUAUAUAUACUUAUAUAAUUUUUAAUAUAUACAAUCAUUGAGAGAUUAUUAUAAUGACUAUAAAACCAAUUGCGUUUUUCACUGAUAAAUAUGCGAAAAAAGUUAUGUUUUUUGUUAAAAUAAUAAUACCACAACUCAAAUAUACAAUGGACGAAUUAAUUAAACAAUAAGGAUAAGGCAUUAGAGUAUAAAUUUCGUAAAUAUUCUCGAGUUAAUUUAUUUGACUGAAAAAAAAAUUUGUUUAAACAAUAAAAGUAAUGGAUAUUUAAGAUACGCCAAUUUAUCAAAUGUACAUUUUCUUAGAAUUAUUCAUUUAAUUAAUAUAAAAAUUAACAACAAAAAAAAUUUUUAAUAAUGCAAAAUUCGCUAAACAAGAAAUUUUCUAUUCAAUUUUAACUUAAUGUAUUUUUCUCGCUUUCAAACUGCCAAUUAACGUAUAACUGCCAAUAAGGAAACUUAUUUCAAAAAUAUUCAAAGAACAAUGCAAUGAAAAAAUUAAAAGAUUAAAAUUAAGAAAAUAAUAUAAUUUCAUUUAUAAUUUCUAUAUAUAAAUUGAGCCAAGAAUAUUAUACUGUUUUUCUAAAAAUUUAGUUUAUAAUAAAAAAAUCCUGUAUAGGAACAAAAUAACCACUCAACAAAAAUAAUAAAUGUCAAACUUGUUCAUAGUAAAGAGCAAAUCGCUAAAUGUAUUCUAGCGACAAAAAUAACAUCGAACAAAAAUUGCGGAAUAUAAAUGUAUUGUCAUAAUGUUGUUGAUAUAAAAAUGUGAUUCAAAUAUGUAA